Molecule: messenger RNA, 1041 nt
Organism: Vanessa tameamea
Lineage: Eukaryota; Metazoa; Arthropoda; Insecta; Lepidoptera; Nymphalidae
Exons: 2
Coding region: 58-813 (251 amino acids)
Source: RefSeq, a predicted model, not a curated record
UUUGAAAUUUAAUAAAUCUAUUGAUCGAAAAUUAUUCGAAAACAAAAACGUAAAAUAAUGAGGUGGAGUGAAAACGAAACUUAUGAAUUUGUAAAGCUGUAUUUCAGUCAUGAAUAUCUUUGGAACAAUGAACACGAACACUACAAACUAAAUAAACGUCGUCUAAAAGCUUACAGAAAUAUUGUAUCUGAAUUUAAUACAUUAACCGGUAUAUCAUUGACCGUAAGUGAAAUAAGAGGGAAAAUAAAAAACUUGAGAUCGACAUACACUCAAGAGUUAAAUAAAAUUAAAUUCCGGUCUGGACCUCACUAUACUUACGAACCGACAAUUAAAUGGUUUGCCUAUUGGCAUAAACGAUUUCGUACAUUACGAGUGCAAAAAGCGACGGAUUCAAGUUCCACAUUUGAGGAACCAGGAGACACAGAUAAUGAAAGUCAGAAGAUGUGGAUUGCAGAUGAAACCGAGAACUUAAGUGAUGAUCUACACCCAUUUGUUUCAGAUAACAAUAAUGAAUUAACUCUAUUUUUAAAAUCUGAACCUGAAGAUAAUCAUCACAACCAAAUCAAUAAUGAUAGACAUAGGCCACACAAAGUUAAGAAGAGAAAAAAAAAUAAACUGCACAAUCUCAGUACCGAUGUUUCAGAUGAAUUGAGGUUUAGUUUAGACGCUCAAAUGGAUUCCGGGAAGGAGGACGAAUUUGACAUAUAUGGUAAAUACAUAGCAUCACAAUUGAGAAGUAUGGAUUUAACAAAAGCAUUAAGACUUCAGCUAGAAAUACAAAGUUUAAUUGGUAAAGCAAGGUUGUCAGUUUAAUCUAAUUAAUAGUUUAGAUACUAAAUCUGUAAUUAAGCACACAUUCACACAGAAGAUUGACAUUUACAGGAUUGGUUUAAAUGGUUCCAUUACUAGUCAUUUUUUUAAAAGGGAUUGCUGCAUAUUUUUUUUUUAUGUUACUGGUGGCAAAUGCAUGUUUGUAACAUAACAAAAAAGUUGGGUCACCUGAUUAAAAGGGACACCACUAUGCACAACUGCAAUGCCGGG